Molecule: messenger RNA, 1491 nt
Organism: Sphenostylis stenocarpa
Lineage: Eukaryota; Viridiplantae; Streptophyta; Magnoliopsida; Fabales; Fabaceae
Source: the annotation of a GenBank genome assembly
AUGAACCUCUCUCAUCUUUCUCGUAGAACGCAAAACAUGGAUAACAAAACCACUGAACCAAGCGAUUUUACGGCCCCUCUUCUCCCCACAAGUUAUGGUGCCAAUGAUGAUGGCGUUGACUUUCUGGAAAAGGGACACGACGGAGCUUCUUCCGUACCAACUACUCUUUUACUCACCACCCUCGUCGCUGUGUUUGGUUCCUACGUUUUUGGCUCUGCUAUUGGGUAUUCAUCACCUACUCAAUCAGGAAUCAUGCGUGACCUCAAUCUCGGAGUGGCCCAGUACUCAAUUUUUGGUUCGAUAUUGACUAUUGGAGCUAUGAUUGGUGCUGUUGUUAGUGGAAGAAUAGCAGAUUAUGCAGGUCGUCGAGUUGCCAUGGGGUUUUCCCAGAUUUUCUGCAUCUUGGGAUGGUUUGCCAUAACAUUCUCAAAGAUUGCUUGGUGGCUUUAUGUUGGAAGACUGUUGAUAGGAUGUGGGAUUGGCCUUCUAUCUUAUGCGGUACCUGUUUAUGUAGCAGAAAUAACACCCAAGAAUCUUCGAGGGGCAUUCACUGCAGUUCAUCAGUUAAUGAUUUGUUGUGGGAUGUCAUUAACUUAUCUUAUUGGAGCAUAUGUCAAUUGGAGGAUCUUGGCUCUAAUAGGAAUUAUUCCGUGUCUUGUGCAGCUUCUGAGUCUGCCCUUAAUUCCUGAUUCUCCCAGGUGGCUGGCCAAGGUCGGUCGCUUAAGAGAGAGUGAUUCUGCUUUACAGCGCCUCAGGGGUAAGGAUGCUGAUGUUUAUCAAGAGGCCACAGAAAUUAGAGAUUAUACAGAAGCCUUUCAGAAGCAAACAGAAGCUAGCAUCAUUGGCUUAUUUCGAAUGCAGUAUUUGAAGUCACUUAUCGUAGGAGUCGGCUUAAUGAUACUGCAACAGUUUGGAGGGAUUAAUGGCAUUGUUUUUUAUGCAAACUCUAUAUUUGUAUCUGCUGGGUUUUCAGAAAGUAUCGGAACAGUAGCAAUGGUUGCCGUUAAGAUUCCAAUGACAACUUUAGGAGUACUUUUAAUGGAUAAAUCUGGAAGAAGACCACUUCUGCUGGUGUCUGCGGUGGGAACAUGCUUAGGAUGCUUCCUCGCUGCCUUGUCAUUUGUCUUGCAGGACUUAGACAAAUGGAGGGGAGUUAGCCCCAUUAUAGCCCUAGUGGGUGUACUGGUAUACGUGGGAUCUUACUCUAUAGGCAUGGGAGCAAUUCCUUGGGUUAUAAUGUCUGAGAUAUUUCCCAUCAACGUGAAGGGCUCUGCUGGAAGCCUUGUGACUUUGGUUAGCUGGUUGUGUUCUUGGAUUAUAUCAUAUGCUUUUAACUUCCUCAUGAGUUGGAGUUCAGCCGGAACUUUCUUCAUGUUCUCUGCCAUAUGUGGCUUCACUGUGCUAUUCGUAGCAAAACUGGUACCAGAGACAAAGGGGCGCACAUUAGAAGAAAUUCAAGCUUCUUUGAGUUCAUAUUCUUCAAAAAGAUGA